Molecule: messenger RNA, 610 nt
Organism: Xyrauchen texanus (razorback sucker)
Lineage: Eukaryota; Metazoa; Chordata; Actinopteri; Cypriniformes; Catostomidae
Product: DUF4748 domain-containing protein
Exons: 3
Coding region: 93-602 (169 amino acids)
Source: RefSeq, a predicted model, not a curated record
ACUCGGACAUUUGAAAAGGACUUUGAGCACGUAUCUUAAAAUGGCGCGUCAUAGUGCUUCGUGAACGCGCUCUAUCUUCCUACACAACAAAGAUGGCUGCGCACUGGAGGAAUCUGACGAGGUCGGUUUUACAAGGUUUGUGUCACCUCUCAAAUAGGACAUUGUGGAUAGGAUCUUCCUUUGAGCAAAGCGUUUUCCAUCUCUGGCAGGAGAAUGUUUUGCACAGCAGAGCUAUACACUGCAGGCAUUACCUCUUACAAACCAUCACCAAGACAGAGUAUCAGAAAGUAACAAACACACAAAAAGUAACAGAGCCUGAAAAUAAGACAGACCAACAAAAGACAGAAGACCACGAUGAGGAGGAUGAUGAUGAUGAUAACAAGCCUGAGUACAUCCCUAAAAGAAAGGCAAAAAAUCCAAUGAUGAAGAUUGGAUAUGCAUGGAUGAUUGGCCUGCCCACUGGAAUCAUUGGCUUUAUUCUGGCAAAAAGACAGGUGGAUAAGAACCGACUGAAACAGCUGAAAAUCAGACAGAGAAUGAAGCAGUCCAAUGAGGGAGAUUACGAGAGAGACCGAUAUAAACCAGCCACCAGGAUGCAGUGAUUACAUCU